Messenger RNA from Pseudophryne corroboree (corroboree frog), 2959 nucleotides. RefSeq names its product tripartite motif-containing protein 14-like. Lineage: Eukaryota; Metazoa; Chordata; Amphibia; Anura; Myobatrachidae. The record is from RefSeq and is a predicted model, not a curated record. Gene Ontology annotation, molecular function: protein binding. The coding region runs from base 37 to 1827 and encodes 596 amino acids. Gene Ontology annotation, biological process: regulation of apoptotic process. The transcript has 3 exons.
AGUGAUUGACGUCCUCUCCGAACCAGUGCUCAUGCAAUGGCUUCUGAUGGUCACUUUUUGAAACGCCACAUAUGUACACUCAUACAGAAUAUCACUAUGGUAAUGCCGGCACUGGAUGAAAUGCGACAAGCCAAGCUUCUAACUGAUGAACAGUAUGACCUUGUGGCAAGCAAAGAAACAACUCAGGGUCAGAUGCGAGAGAUAUACAGGCAUAUGAAAGAUUGGUCUCACUGUGCAAUGGACAAUGUCUAUGAAUGCCUCAAAAAGACAAACCCGGUAGUUGUGGCCAAUGCAGAGGGAAGACCACUACCAGUAAUGGCUUCUGAUGGACUGAGAGAAAAGCUGAAUAUCUUGGACAUCAAUAGAGAUCCUGUAACAAUAACACACGGAUACAGCUGCCGAGAGAAUGUGUUGUAUGAGCAGGGCAUGUUGGAGGCUUACACCAGUCCUAAAUAUAGAACAGAGUUUGAGGUGAAAGCCAGUAACCCAGCAGAGGGCUUUCCUUGUACGUAUGCAGAGUCUGGAGUAUUUUGUACUAACUGUAAGCAUGUACCCGCUGAUGAGCCAUGCAUGAGUAAUGAAGCUUCCCUAUGUGAUAAACACCUGAGAGUACAUAGUAUGUCAGCUGAACAGAUAUUAUGUGAACCCAUCAUUUCCAUGGAGAACAGAAAAUACCAAGACCACAAGAAGAUGGAGGAUGCUUCUUCUAGCUGUAUCCGCAGGCUGGAGAGAGAUUAUAAUCAAGAGGAGGCUUUGAUUAGAGCCUCUGUGAUGAAGAAGAGGAAACUCAGAAAUAUUUUGGAGAAACUGCUAUCAGAGAGAGAAGACACUAAGAAAAAAGCCCAGUGUAUGUGGGACUAUGAGAGAGGAGUGGAAAAAAAAGUAGCUGAUAUAAUAAGGAGAGUCACCGUCCUAUUUGGAGACGUCAGGAGAAAGCUGGAAGUCCUAGAGAAUAGAAUCUUGAGUGAGGUCUCCAGGCAAAAAGAGCAGGUUUCACUCAAUGUCUCUGAUCUGAUCCAGCAGCUGGAUAUAAAGAUGGACGAGCUGUCCAGGAAGAUGUGUUACAUUGAGCAGCUGUGUAAUGUGACUGAUCCACUAAUAGUCUUAAAAGAACAUGAAUCAGGGAAAGAUAGCUUUUCUGAUACUGAGGAGGUGGAAAGUGAUAAUAUACAGACCCAUGAUGUAGGUCACCUGGAUGAGGGGCUGAUCUCAGCAACAUUCCACACAGGUUUAUCUGAUAUCAUCACAGGUAUAAAAAGAGGGAUCUAUAUGCAAGAACUUACAGAUGUAGUACUGGAUGUAGACACAGCUGAAAAUCACAUACUUAUAUCAGAUGAUUUAAAAACUGCAUCCUGGUCACAAACAAACUUAAACCGCCCAGAAGUCCCAGAGAGGUUUAAUUAUUCUCAGGUUUUAACUACUAGUGGUUUUUCCUCGGUAAUACAUUACUGGGAAGUAGAGACUAGUGAAACAGGAGCCUGGAGGAUAGGAAUGUCCUAUUCCAGUGUAGGCAGGAAAGGAGAACAGGCAUCCAUUGGGAAUAAUGAUAAAUCCUGGUGCUUGUGUAAGUGGCUUUAUAAUAUGCAAUAUGCAGUGUUACAUAACAGGGAAGCUAUUGAGUUAGAUCACAAUAUUUCCUGUAGGAGAUUUGGUAUAUAUUUGGAUUAUGCGGCUGGGCGGCUGUCCUUUUAUGGGCUCUGUAACCCGACCAGGCACUUACACACUUUCACUACUACCUUCACUGAGCCUCUGUAUGCAGCUAUCUAUGUAUGGGAUAGGGAGUGUGAUAAAGAUUGCUGGGUGAGAAUCAGGAGCUAUGAAAAAUAAUCAUAUAGUAUCAUUAUAUGCUGGUUGACAGUUGGUAGCUAUCACCUAUGGUCAGGGGCGUAGCCAGAACUUUGUGGGCCCCAUAGCAACAUUUUGAAGGUCUCUGUCCUAAUAUUUUUGGAGAUACACCUCUUCGCAUCAGUUGUUAAUUAUAUGCCCCAUAAUAUUGCCCUAGUUCAUCUCCUAUACCACUGUAGUGCCCUAGAUUAUUUUAUGAACCAUAGUAGUGACCUAGUUCAUUUACUAUAUCAUAGUAGUGCCCUAGUUCAUAUUAUUCCACAUUGCAGGGCUGCCCGUAUUCAUUAUGCAACACAGUACCUCCAAAUCACAUGAAGACAUAUAGCGUCUCCAGUUCAUAUUAUGCCACAUUCAGGGAUAGACAGGGGCUCUAAAACAGCCUUUGCAUAUUACUCUGCGCACACAAGGGGGUGUGGUUACGGCUCACAGGGGCAUGGCCUUACAGCACACCCCAUCUCUCCGUAUGCCGGGCAGCCAAGCAGAACGCCAGGUGGCCAUGCAGAACGCCGGGAGGCAGAGACGCUCGGCCAGCCUGUCUCUGUGUGCCACCAGUCCAUAUUAUGCCACACUAUAGUGCCCGAGUUUGUAUUAUGUAACAUUAUAAUGCCCUCCAGUUCAUAUUAUACCACUUAACAAUGAGCAGGUCCAGGGGCGUAACUAGAUAUAGGCCUCAAGGCAAAAAUUUGUAAGGGCCUCUAUGUAUCACCCAAGGGUAAAAAAUGUAUAUACUACAUGUAACUUUGAUGAAUAAUGUGGGCUCCUUAUCAGCUGCACUCCCUGUAGCUAUGCCCUUGCCUUUGGUACUGUAGCACAUCAAGGAUACAAUAUCCAGUUAGAAUGUCAACAUGCUGACAUUUAAAAUAAAAUAACAAAAUAAACCGUGAAGUCCCAAGGCACUCCAAAAAACAAGCAGCCACUUGAUGAAAGGUGUCACUAUGGCACAACUGUGUGUAAAACCUUCUUAAUAUAAAACAACAAGUCUAGGCGCUCAGUUUCCUCCAAACAUAGAUAAAAUUAGAUUUAUGGUAAGAACUUACCGUUGUUAAAUCUCUUUCUGCGUGGUACACUGGGCUCCACAAGGAUUCACAUCGGGGUGUAGAGUAGGAUCUUGAUC